Molecule: messenger RNA, 579 nt
Organism: Acanthosepion pharaonis
Lineage: Eukaryota; Metazoa; Mollusca; Cephalopoda; Sepiida; Sepiidae
Source: the annotation of a GenBank genome assembly
AUGUUCGCUUAUUUGCUUCUCAUUUUCAAGUUCAUUCUUUCUUUCCUCCGAAAUUGGGAUAUUGAAAGAGAGCUUCCCCCUCUCUCAACCCCUUUCUCCCACUCUCUCGACCCACCUCUUUGCCUCUCCCCUCUCUCCCCUGACUCUCCCCUUUCUCGUUCUACCUCUUCCUCUAUCUCUUCUCUUAACCCACCUCUAACCACUUUCUAUUAUCCUCCUCUCUCUCACCCCAACUCUCUUCCCUAUCUCCCCUCUUUCUCUCCCCCUUCUCUCUCUCUCUCUCUCACACACACACACGUAUCUAUCUAUCUAUCUAUCUUUAUUUGUCUUAGUAUAUUCAUUAUCUAUCUAUCUAUGUCUCUUUAUCUGUCUCAGCAUAUCUAUCUAUCUAUCUAUCUAUCUAUCUAUCUAUCUAUCUAUCUAAUUCUAUAUUUAUCGGUCUCAGUAUGUUCACUAUCUAUCUAUCUAUCUGUCUAUCUAUCAUGGGGGAUAACGCUGCACACCACUUUCCUUUUUUUUUCUUUCUUUCUUUCUUUCUUUCUUUCUUUCUUUCUUUCUUUCUUUCUUUUAACAGACUAA